GCUCCUUUCCCCAACUUACCCGGCCGGUUCAACUUGCAGCAGCGGUCUUGAGCUAAGUUGCAGCCUGGUGGAUGCUUCUCUGAAUUCAAAGGUGAAAUAACCAUGGUCGCAGAAAUUGCAGUUGCACUGAUCCAGUGUUUCGUGGUGCCGAUCGUUACCGAGCUUGUCAAGGCGGCGCUUAAGAAGCUCUCGUCCGGCAAGGAGCUGAAAGGACUGGAGGCAAGUCUCGCCGAAAUAAAGAGCAUGGUGGAUCUAGAAACGAUGUCCCUCCGAAGGGACCCCAAGACCGUCAUGGGGAGUCUGCGGCGGCUCAAAGGCGCCGCUGAGGCCACCGAGAGUAUCUUGGGCGAUCGCCGUACCACUGGGAUAGCCAUGGGACGCUCGAUUGACUACUUGAGCGGGAAGACGCAGCUCCUCCCCCAAGAUUCAGUGAGUAUUCUUCCUUCUGUUCGCUCGUUCGUGCAGGGAAUGGAACCCGAUCUGCAGAAGGAAAAUGUAAAUGAUGAGGACCCAGUGCGCCAGACCCUACGGAAACUGGAAGGGUCGGUUGCGUCUCUCCGCAGGCCGGCGGUGGAGCAUCGGCAUGGGUACGCUCUCCGUAGUGCAGCGAGGGAACGGCCACGCGGGCCAGCGGAGGAGCCUCGGCGUCACAGGAGAGCGGAGGAGAUUGCGAACGCGACUGCAAGAGCGAAUUCUAGCCGCAGGAAAGCGGAGGAGAUUGCGAACGCGACUGCAAGAGCGAAUUCUAGCCGCAGGAGAGCGGAGGAGAUUGCCAACGCGAUCGCGAGAUCGAAUUCUACCCGCAGGAGAGCGGAGUAGAUUGCCAACAAGAUUGCAAGAUCGAACUCUACCCUGCGGAUGUAAGCUGAGUAUCUGACCCAUCUAGUUAUGUCGGUCUAAAUGUUUUUCCCUUCCAUCAUUGCGUCCUUGAUUGAUUAAGAUUUGUAUUUCAAUAAUGUGUUCUCUGCUCAUGCACCCGAAGACUACUUGUAACUUGUGAUAUCAGUUUGUAACCAGUUCAACUGGUUUGGUCAUUUCUGAUGUUUAAUGAUAAACUUAAGUAUUUGUA
Lolium rigidum is the source of this 1069-nucleotide messenger RNA. RefSeq lists its product as uncharacterized. The transcript is spliced from 2 exons. The coding region runs from base 103 to 819 and encodes 238 amino acids. NCBI's taxonomy places the organism in Eukaryota, Viridiplantae, Streptophyta, Magnoliopsida, Poales, Poaceae. The record is from RefSeq and is a predicted model, not a curated record.